AUGGGGGUACAGUCUGUUGCGAAUCACUCUAGAUAUCGUGGCUUUCUUGUGAUCUUUGGAAGAUCAAAAAAGGAGGUUUUUUCACUUGUCGUAGAGAGAGUUUGGAAGAAAAUUAAGGGGUGGAAGGAACAAUUCUUGUCUAGAACUGGGAAAGAAGUCCUAAUAAAAGCAGUAGCCCUUGCGAUUCCAACAUAUGUGAUGAGUUGUUACAAAAUGUCAGAAGCUCUUUGCAAAGAGAUUGAAGCGAUGUUGGCAAAGUUUUGGUGGGGGUCCAAAAAUGGGGAGAGGAAAGUUCAUUGGAUGAGCUGGGAAAAACUGUCAAGAUCAAAAGGUAGUGGAGGUAUGGGCUUUCGCGGUAUCAGUGAAUUUAACAAGAGUCUUCUAGGGAAGCAGUACUAG
This is a messenger RNA of Vicia villosa (hairy vetch), 399 nucleotides long. RefSeq lists its product as uncharacterized. NCBI's taxonomy places the organism in Eukaryota, Viridiplantae, Streptophyta, Magnoliopsida, Fabales, Fabaceae. Bases 1 to 399 code for a protein of 132 amino acids. The transcript has a single exon. The record is from RefSeq and is a predicted model, not a curated record.